CCUGAGCCUUGACAAUGACCUCUUGACUGUCCGCUUACACUCGCAACACUUCUCUGAACCCUCGUCUCAGCUUGCAACAACAUCGUACCCUCUCAAGAAUAGUGAUGCCUGAUUGCUCUGUAGUGAACGGGUUACCCCAGCGUCAGCCCUCGUAGUCCAUCCUGCUCGACCCAGGCUUACCUCGUACACCAUCUUUACGCGCUCGGUAGCUGUCUGAUUACCUCCAGCUUCUCGGCACCGGUCGAAGAUCCUUUGACCUGCAUUGCUUACGCGGGGCACCCGCACACGAACACCGCGACUUCUUUAGGUACCCACACGGAUAACGAAGGCGCAACGAUGCCUGCGCGGGAUUCCGAGUCGCCGGAAGAAUCCUACUUCAACGAUCUGACCCAGCAAGCUCCAGACGCCAACUGUGACGAACAAUCGCCGACUCAAGCCAACAGCCAAGAUGCGGUCAACGACAACGCGGCCAAACAGAAGAGGAUCGCGUGUGUCUUGUGUCGCAAGAGGAAACUGCGAUGCGACGGCGCUCGGCCGACCUGCGCAACAUGCAAACGCUUAUCGCAUGACUGCGCGUACGACGAAGUGCGCAAGAAGAGUGGACCAAAGAGAGGUUAUGUGAAGCUGCUAGAACAGCGACUGCAACAAGUCGAAACACUGCUCAAGAGCCAGGACUCGACCGACUCGACCAAGGACACAACUCGACAAGACUCGACCGCCGCUUAUGUCGCAAAUACCAUACAACAAGGGGCAUCUUCGACACGGACACAAUCCUCGAAUCUCCUGGACUCGAGGACUGCGUCGGUACCCGCAAACCGAAAUGACGCUGCAGUCCCCGGCGAUAACGACUUUCAAUGGGAAUUGAUUGGUCUAGGUCUGGAGGAGCCACUGCCGCCUCAAGAUGUCAUGGACGAGCUAUAUGAGAUCUACUUUGCAAAGAUGCACCCCUCGAUGCCAGUCAUCCAUCGACCACGGUUCAUGGCAGCGCUAAAUCUUGCCCCUCACAUGCGACCACCAGUAUGUCUGCGAUACAGCAUGUGGACAAUGGCGGCUUCUGUGACGGACAAAUAUCUUGAGCUGCAGGAGCACUUCUACCACCGCGCUCGGAAGUACGCUCAGCUUGACGAGAUGCGAGGUCACGGAGAGUCGACCAUCACAGUUGCGCACUGUCAGGCGUGGACGCUACUGGGCAGCUACGAGUUUAAGAAUCUGUACUUCCCGAGAGCAUGGCUGUCUUCUGGCCGCGCGAGCCGGCUGGCUCUGAUGAUGCAGCUGCACCGCCUGGACGGAGCUGGAUUGGAUGUCAAGCAGUGCCUGCCGCCGCCUAAAGACUGGACUGAGAGAGAAGAGCGGCGACGGACGUUCUGGAUGUGCUUUGCGGUCGACCGCUACGCCAGUAUUGGGACAGGCUGGCCCAUGACCAUCGAUGAACGAGACGUUUUGACAAACCUUCCUGCAAGCGACGAUGCGUUUGACAGGAGUAAGCCAAUGGCCACUGGUUCUCUUGACCAAGCUUGCAACCCUAUGGGCGCAACAAAGCUCGAGUCAAUGGGCGGCAUCGUCUUGACGGCAGCAAUGUUUGGCCGUAACCUCCUGCACCUACAUCGGCCGACAGCAGAAGACAAUGACAGCGAUCUCAAUGGUGCCUUCUGGACGCGUCAUCGUCAGCUUGAGCAGAUUCUGCUCCAGACUUCUCUCCACCUGCCUGAUCAUAUGCGCCUGCCAGGUGGGCGCGACGAUCCAAACGUGGUCUUCACAAACAUGUGCAUACACACUUCCACCAUUUGCCUCCAUCAAGCAUCGAUCUUCAAAGCCGACAAGUAUCAGUUGCCCGCGAGCGUUGGCAACGAGAGCAAAGUGCGGUGCGUGACUGCAGCCGCAGAGAUUGCGUCUAUCAUGCGCACGAUCAGCCACAUGGAUCUAUCAGCGAUGAACCCGUUUAUAGCGUUCUGUGUCUAUGUAGCGGCAAGGGUAUUUGUUCAGUACAUCAAGACACGGCCCAACGACCAGCAGAUGAACUCGUCGCUUCAGUUCCUCCUCCAGGCGAUGCAGGCCCUGCGCCGCAAGAACCCACUGACGGAGUCUUUCCUGGUUCAGCUGGAUCUUGACCUCGAGGGCGCUGGCAUCCAGAGGCCGUACAUGCCCCUCGAGAAAAAGAACUCAGUCAUACCCGUCAACACCGACCCUGUGGGCUGCAAUUCAAUUUACGAGAUCCGCGAGACUCAAAACCAAAACGCACCCAUCAACCAGUUUGCCGGCAGGCCCAGCUCCACAAGUGCAACACCCCAGUUCCCGGGCAACCAUCAGCAGCCGCUGGACAACCAUCAACCACCACCGCUCUUUGGCGCAUCCGUCAUCGACACCGCGCCCCAAACCGUCCAAUUCAUGCCCGUCCGCAACCUCCAAGACCUAUCCCAAGACUUCUCCCCCCAGCGCAGCACAGGCGGCACUGCGUUUAUCUUCAACGAGCAUACAACCACCGACAUGGACCUCACGGGCGACCAGCCCAGCCCGUCCACCAUCAACUCGCAGUCCCGCGGCGGCUCGACCUCGCAAUCCUCGUACUCCCCCGCCCAGCAAGAACACCACCUCCCCUACCGCGCCUCACCGCACUUCACGCCCUCGCAGACGCCAUCCCAACUGCAGUCUCACAUGCAGGCUUCGACCGCGUCGCUCGCGCCCUUGUACGCCGCAAACAAUGCCAUGAGCAGCAACAACAACGAUCUGCACAUGAGCGCGUACCCCUCGGACGCAAUCCACAACGGCGCGUACGACAACGGCUUCGACUGGGAGUUCAGCGGCAUGGGGGCCGAGAUGAGCAUGGGCGGCGAGAUGGGGUUGGGCGCGGACAUGGACGCGGGGAUGACGCCGGGCACGUGGAAUAACAUGCUCGAGACGGUUAUGGAUGGGGUGCCGAUGGGGUGGGAUGUGCUGGGGACGCCGCACGGGGCGAACGUCGAUGUGCCUGGGUCGCGGCGGGAGAGGUGAUGUGAGGGUGGAGGGAGUGUGGAAGGGGAUGGGGUGUGCUGAGGAGGGCUGGAAGGGGGAGGGUGGUUUUUUUUGGUUAUAUGUGUUUGAUGGGUUGGCCACUUGGUGUGCAGGAUACCCGCUCGUUUGCACUCUGGGCAUCUGGCGUUGUGGCGUGGAAACGGCGUUCGGAUUCACUGCUCCGUAUACAGGACAAUACGACUUUGCUUUUUUAUCACACAUAUGCACAGGGGUAUACUCGAUAGUCACCGUCCUCUUUUUGUGCUUCCAUAUCAAUAAAACCGCAAGUUUCUUGCUUUGUCA
Molecule: messenger RNA, 3291 nt
Organism: Boeremia exigua
Lineage: Eukaryota; Fungi; Ascomycota; Dothideomycetes; Pleosporales; Didymellaceae
Product: binuclear zinc transcription factor
Exons: 5
Coding region: 337-2988 (883 amino acids)
Biological process (GO): DNA-templated transcription; regulation of DNA-templated transcription
Cellular component (GO): nucleus
Molecular function (GO): DNA binding; DNA-binding transcription factor activity, RNA polymerase II-specific; zinc ion binding
Source: RefSeq, a predicted model, not a curated record